This is a messenger RNA of Pangasianodon hypophthalmus (striped catfish), 3549 nucleotides long. It is a transcript of the gene arhgap4a, whose product is annotated as Rho GTPase activating protein 4a. Gene Ontology annotation, cellular component: cytoplasm. The transcript has 24 exons. Gene Ontology annotation, molecular function: protein binding. Gene Ontology annotation, biological process: negative regulation of cell migration; signal transduction. The record is from RefSeq and is a predicted model, not a curated record. Lineage: Eukaryota; Metazoa; Chordata; Actinopteri; Siluriformes; Pangasiidae. The coding region runs from base 422 to 3151 and encodes 909 amino acids.
CCUACAGCAUUGUCAAUGACAAGUCAUAGCAUGCUUCAGUAAAGGCAAGAAGGAUUAAACCUGACUACAAUGGAGGAGUAGGGGGUGCUAAAGUUUCCAAAGUGUACAGACUUAGUUUUGAAGAACACUUAUGAGACCAAGAGAGUGUGUCAAAAUGAGUGGGCAGCAACAAGGGCAGAGGAGGAACUCAAAAACUGUUCUCUCUUCUCAGUCUGUGAGGGAGUUUACGUUCGGGCACCAGCCCUGCUGACGGCGCAUGUGUGAGAGCAAGAGAUCUCCAGUGUGUUUGGUCUACAACAAGGCUACAUAUUAAUGCGAGGGAGACAGCACAUCUUGUUACGUGUUUGAAGGUUUCAGUGGAGGCCAAUGUGAGAGGUGGCGAGAAUAAGCAUUGGCAGAGUUCCAUCCAGUCGGAGCUACAAUGUCGUCCUACAAUGUCAAACUGAGAAGAGCUGGAAUCGCUGACUAUGACACACAGAUUAAAGAGGUUCGCAAUCAGCUCUCUGAGCACCUACGUGUGUUUGAUAGUCAUUUGGAGCAGAAAACCCAAAUACUGCAGGAUCUGAGUGAUUAUCUGCGCAGACGUGGGGAGAUCGAGGGCGAGUAUGCACGCUCUCUGGACAAAUUGGCUGACAGGUUUGCCUCAAAGACCAAAAAGAAGGAGUCCAGUAGUGAGUCUGUGUUGAAGUGCUGGCAAGAGUUGUUGACUCAGACACGUCAUGAGAGUAAAGACCACAUCACACUGAGUGAGAGCUGUGGCACGACUUUACCCCAGCAUCUGUCUCACUGUCUAGAGCUCGUUCAACGCCUGGCUAAGAAAAGUAAAGAUAUUAGCACCCAAUUACAGGAUGGACUGCUGAAGGUCACAGCUGAGCUACAGAACACGCUGAAGACUUAUUCGCUGUAUCACGCUGAGUUCUUGUCGGCUGAGGGCAAGCUGAAAGAAGCCACCAAACAGGAAGAGAAACAGAAACUGUGUGCAGCCAAAAAAAUGGAAAGACUCAUCGAAAAAAGGCAGUGUAAAGUACAAGAGACUCAUCUGAAGUGCACCAAAGCACGGAAUGACUAUCUGCUCAACCUGGAAGUGGCAAAUGCCUCCAUGCACAAAUAUUACCUACAAGAUCUCUCUGCCCUGAUUGAUUUCAGCGAUUUAGGUUUCCAUCAGUCCCUGUCCCAAGUGCUCCAGUUUUACCUGUCCAGCCGCUCGCAGGCCCACCAGAACCUGGGUUCUGGAUUGCAGCAGUUGGGCGACACAUUGUCUGGUCUGGAUCAGAACCAGGACAGAGACACACUGAUAAAGGCUCAUGAAAUGGCUUUCUGCAUGCCACUUCGAUUUCAGUACCAGCCUCACGAGGGAGACCAGGUGUGUGAGGUGAGCGUUGAUUGUGAGGUGAAGAGUGAGCUUGAUACUCGAUUCCACCAGCUGCAGACUAGACUCAACACGGUUACUGCAGAAAAUGAAGAGUUGAGUAAAAUGCUGCAGCUCUCACAUUCUGCCCUGCUUGAGUGCAUCAGUGAGGAUAUCUUCAGGUCUGAAAACACCAGCCAAUCUACAGAGAACAUCUGUGAAACUUCUACCAAUAAGUUCAAUCAAGCAAGACGUCGAUCCAAUUUGCAAGAGACAGAAAUCUCAUACUCUGUGAAAUUUAAGGACCAUCUCAUUAAUGGCUUAAUAAGUUCAAAACUACAGGCAAAGCAUGACUUACUCCAAGUUGCAAUACAAAAAGCUGGGACUGUGGAUGGUCGGCAUCACAGAAUGCGUUCCAGGAGGUCUGUCCGUCAGAGGAAGAAUCAGCAUGCCACUCAGAUCAGCCAGAAGGCUUUCUCUCAAGACAUGCUCUCUUACAUCCAGGAACAUGGAGAACCAGUUCCUUUGGUGGUAGACAGCUGCGUCAGAUUCAUCAACCUUCAUGGCCUGCACCAUGAAGGCAUCUUUCGAGUCCCAGGCUCUCAGCUGGAGGUCAAUCGGCUCAGAGACCUGUUUGAGAAAGGAGAUGACCCCCUGGUCGAAGAAGAUUGUGACUUGGACUCUGUGGCUGGUGUGCUGAAGCUUUAUUUCAGAGGAAUGGAAAAUCCUCUCUUUCCUAAAGACAGCUACGAACAACUGAUGGAGUGUGGACGAAUAGAAGAUGAAUCAGAGAAAGUAGCACAGUUAAAGUCAAUUAUUCUUUCCUACCCUUCUCCACUAGUUGUGGUGAUGAGAUACCUGUUUGCAUUUCUCCACCAUGUCUCCCAAUACAGCGAUGAAAACAUGAUGCAACCCUACAACCUGGCUGUGUGUUUCGGACCCAGUCUGAUCAGAGGGCCUGAGGACGCAGAUGCUGUUACUCUCCAGCAUAUCAAUGCUCUUGUCAAAACAAUCAUUACCCAGCAUGAGUGCAUCUUCCCCAGCCAGAAUGAAUUAGAAGGACCUGUCUAUGAGACGUGCAUGACACUAGAGCCAGAUGAUAUUGAGGCUACUCCAGAGGAGUCAGAGGUGGAACCAGACAUGUCUCCUAACAAAGAAGUCAAAGAUGAGAUGGAAGGAGUGGCCUUGUUCGACUACACAGCCCGUUCCGCAGCUGAACUAUCCUUCAAACAGGGUGGGCGUCUCCGCCUUUUCCACAGAGCCUCUUCUGAUUGGUGGAGAGGAGAAGUAGAUGGUUCUAUGGGGCUUAUCCCAAAUAAAUACAUCCGUGUUCCAAGUAUGGAGGGAGGGCAGGAGCACAAAGAAAGUUGCACCAGUGGAAGCCAGGCAGAGGAGCAGCCAGCCGGGCCAACACAAGCACGGAUCAGAGUGUUCAGUGACAAGACGGGGCUCAGUUCCAGCCAAGCUCUUGCCGGGAAGAUUUCCUUACAGUUACCCACAACACAACUGUCAAGCACUUCUCCAAGGGCUUUGCGGAAAACGGACCCCCAGAUGAGAAGGACUACAGCGGACAGCGAAAGAGAGGAAGUCAAAAUACUGGUGGAUAAGGAGGUGUGUCAUCAGAUGAACUCUGUCUUCAAGGAGCUUCUUGUUCGCCAGCAACAGCAGGAUCAAGUCUCUACAUCUUCUAUCCCACCCUCCAUCCUCUCCUCUUCCUCUGGGCCCCCACAAACUUUCAUCAAGAGAGGAAUCACACCACAGAAAGGAAAAAGCACUUUUAAACCGACUGAACAGAUGAACUGAGAAAUGAGGGGAAUUAAUUCCAACACACAUUUAGACUGAAAAGAAGAGACAUGCACAAGCGGUCUGUUACUAAAUGCAAAAAAAGAGAACUAAAAUCUGUGUUCCUGUAAAGAAAUGGUAAUCUGUGGUUGUGAUUAGUUCCUCGUGAUAUUUAUUUUUUAAUUCUCUGAUAAAUGCAGUGGAGAAGUUUUCCCGGACUACUCUAUGAUCAUAUUACACGACUAUAGCACUGCUGUAACUUCCCUAUUUAUGACUGUGUUCAUCAAAUCUUCAGUGACCUAAUUCAGUUCAAUCAGCCUAAGUAGUAAUUUAUUUCCUUUGGCUAUUUAUUCUCCAAAUUGUCCAUGACAGUCUACAGAAUUUUAAUGUUCUGCAAUAAAACAUUAUAAACCUGUGAG